UGUCCACGCGCUGUGUGUGUAGUCAGUGUUUAUCGGCUCGCCAUGGCGGAAGGACGAAGAGAACUGCCACCGCAUCCUCUCCUGUCGCUACCACCGGCCAGUAAGCGACCAUGCUUGCGCCCGGCUCCCCGGGGUCCCGGCCCUGGGCCCGGACACGGAUUAAUCAACUCCCGGUAUCGUUCCCCGGAGUCCCUCUUGGACUGUGCCGCGAAGGCAGUAGCGGAAAAGUGGGCCUUCGAAAGAGUAGAGGAGCGUUUUGAGCGGAUCCCAGAACCCGUUCAGCGUCGUAUCGUCUACUGGUCUUUCCCCCGCAACGAAAAGGAGAUAUGCAUGUACUCUUCGUUCCAAUGCCGCGUAGCCGGCGAGGAAGCUCCGUCGACGGCGACCAGCGGGUCAGGAGCUACUGGGUCCGGACCAACAACUAACGCCGGUGGCGGAGGAACCGCUACUGUUACGACGACGACAGUAGGAACAACCGGAGCAAUGGGAACUGGAGAUGCAUUGCCUUUCCGCCGUGGUAUCAGGUUGCUCGAGACUGGCUGUGUGGAAAAUGUUUUACAAGUCGGUUUUCACCUGAGCGGCACGGUAACCGAACCGGCCUCCUCAUCGGAGCCAGAGAUCACCCACAAGGUGGCCAUCAGCUUUGAUCGUUGCAAGAUUACCUCUGUCACCUGUGGCUGUGGAAAUCGGGACAUUUUUUACUGUGCCCAUGUGGUGGCACUGUCUCUGUACAGGAUCCGCAAGCCUGAACAGGUGAAACUUCGGUUGCCCAUCUCGGAGACAUUGUUCCAAAUGAACAGAGAUCAACUGCAGAAGCUGGUCCAGUACCUGAUUACAGCACACCACACUGAGGUCCUGCCCACAGCUCAGAAACUGGCCGACGAGAUCCUCUCAUCUAAUUCUGAGAUCAACCAGGUUCACGGUGCUCCUGAUCCAACCGCCGGUGCGAGCAUUGAUGAUGACAACUGCUGGCAUCUGGAUGAAGAUCAAGUUAGGGAACAAGUGAAGCAGUUUCUUUCCCAGGGAGGAUACUAUGGCUCUGGGAAGCAGCUCAACUCCAUGUUUGCUAAGGUGCGUGAGAUGUUAAGAAUGCGCGACUCAAAUGGUGCCCGAAUGCUGACUCUCAUAACGGAACAGUUUAUGGCAGACCCUCGUCUGUCGCUAUGGAGACAGCAAGGCACUGGCAUGACAGACAAAUGCAGGCAACUUUGGGAUGAGCUGGGUGCAUUGUGGGUGUGUGUCGUGUUAAACCCCCACUGUAAGAGUGAGGAGAAGAACAGUUGGCUCAAGCAGCUGAAGAAAUGGAGCGACAUGGAUGUGUGCCCGCUGGAAGAUGGCAACUAUGGUAGCGAGCUCCCAAACAUUACCAACGCUCUGCCGCAGAGUAACCUUGCCCAGGACUCUCUGUCCAGGCCAAGGAGGACAGUAUUCAGCCGAGCUGUUGAGGCUUGCAACCUCCACUGGCAAGGCAGCCACCUCCAGAGGAUCAUCAGCAGUGAUUACUACAUGUCUCCAUCAUACCAGAGAGAUGAGGAGAGUCUGCUGUUUAAUCCACAGGGCCUGCCGCUCUGGCUGGACCACGUACCGACUGCAUGUGCUCGUGUCGAUGCCUUGCGUUCCCACGGUUACUCCAGGGAAGCCUUGCGGUUAGCCGUGGCUAUCAUCAACACACUCCGGCUACUGCAGCAGCGUGAGAUGGACAUCUAUAAACACCAAAAGAAAGAGCUUCUCCAGAGGGGCGUGACUACCACCACUAAUCUGGAAGGCUGGGUGGGACAUCCUCUGGACCCUAUCGGCUGCCUGUUUACUACACUCACUGAAACAUGCCGGGUCGAUGACGACAGCACUAUGGACACCGGAGAGGGUGAGCCCAGACGUCCAGUCUACCACCAUGUGCCAGUGUGGGGCAGUCAUGAUGGAGGAGAGUCGUACUUGACUCUAGCCUUAGAGGUGACGUUAAUGGGUAUGGGCCAACAAAGGAUAAUGCCAGAAGGCCUCUAUGCGCAGGAUAAGGUGUGCCGUAAUGAAGAGCAAAUUGUUGCAAAACUGCAAGAGCUGGAGCUGGAUGACGUGCUGGUACAAACUCUCCAGAAACAGGCCAUACAACUACUAGAAGCUGGUCCAUUCAGCGGUCUCGGUGAGGUCAUCCACAGGGAGAGUGUUCCUAUGCACACUUUUGCCAAGUACCUCUUUUCUGCACUGCUGCCACAUGAUGCAGACCUGGCAUAUAAGGUGGCUCUCCGUGCCAUGAGGUUGCCAGUUUUGGAGUCUUCUGCAGGCUCCGGGGAUGUCGGUCACCCUCAUCAUGGCAUUUCCAUAGUUCCAAGUAGGUAUCCACGUUGGUUCACUCUGGGACACUUGGAGUCACAGCAGUGCGAGCUUGCAUCCACGAUGCUUACUGCUGCUAAAGGUGAUAUGUUGAGACUGCGGACAGUUCUGGAAGCCAUUCAGAAAAACAUCCACUCCUCUUCCUUAAUAUUUAAACUUGCCCAGGAUGCCUUUAAGAUAGCUACACCUGCAGACAGCCCGCCUGAUAUAACUCUGCUCAAUGUGGCAUUGGAGCUCGGACUUCAGGUGAUGAGAAUGACUCUAUCAACUCUCAACUGGAGGAGAAGAGAAAUGGUCCGCUGGUUGGUAACAUGUGCCACUGAAGUCGGUCUCCGUGCUCUUGUGAGCAUUUUACAGAGCUGGUACACCCUCUUCACCCCCACUGAGGCCACCAGUAUUGUUGCGGCCACCGUCAUGUCCCACAAUACCAUCCUGCGACUCAGCCUGGAUUACCCUCAACGAGAAGAGCUGGCCAGUUGCGCGAGGACGCUGGCGCUGCAGUGCGCCAUGAAGGACCCUCAGAACUGUGCCCUGUCAGCUCUGACGCUCUGCGAGAAGGACCACAUCGCCUUCGAGACAGCCUACCAGAUUGUGAUCGACGCCGCGUCAACCGGAAUGACCUACUCACAACUCUUCACUAUCGCCAGGUACAUGGAACACAGGGGGUACCCGUUACGCUCCUUUAAGCUGGCCUCCCUCGCCAUGACCCACUUGAACCUGGCUUACAACCAGGACACUCACCCGGCCAUUAAUGACGUUCUGUGGGCCUGCGCGCUCAGUCACUCUCUGGGCAAAAAUGAGCUCGCUGCAAUUAUUCCGCUGGUGGUGAAAAGCGUCCACUGCGCCACCGUUCUCUCAGACAUCCUGCGGCGGUGCACCAUGACAGCACCGGGUCUCGCCGGAAUCCCUGGCAGACGGAACUCUGGGAAGCUGAUGUCGACAGACAAGGCGCCUCUGCGGCAGCUGCUGGAUGCUACGAUCUCUGCGUACAUUAACACCACGCACUCUCGACUGACGCACAUCAGUCCGCGGCACUAUGGAGAGUUUAUCGAGUUCCUAAGCAAAGCGCGGGAAACGUUCCUGUUGGCACAAGAUGGUCACAUUCAGUUUGCCCAGUUCAUAGACAACCUCAAACAAAUCUACAAGGGCAAGAAGAAACUCAUGAUGCUGGUCAGAGAACGUUUCGGAUGACCAGCUUUCCCGAACUGAAUCGUCCUCUGAAGGAAGUAGUUGAGCUUAUAUAUUUCUAUUUAAAUUUCAUUUGAAUCCCUUGUGUUUUUACUUAUGUUGAGCCAUUCGUUAAUUAACUUUUUUUUUCAGUGUGGUCAUUUUGUUUGUUGAAUGUGAACCAGGAGGCGUUCGCAACGCGUUGUUCUGCUUCACUGAAACCGAGGGGCAAAUACGAGGUGUGACAUGUCAAAGAUACAACAUCAAAACCGCUUCUUUGCCCCCUCCCAACGAAUGUGGAAUUACACAUAAAAAAAUAAGUCUAAAGAUUGUAAAAAGCAGAACUAGCUUUUGUUGUUAAGUGACGUGAUACAAAAAAACCAAAAGAAUUGUUGGACAGGCUUCUCUAAGAAAGAGGCAGCUGAAUAGAAGUGGGCUUUAAAAGUGACAAAUAAGAAAGGAAGGAACCCACUGAGGAUGAAAACACACAGUGUUACUGUCAAACCUCAACUGUAUUAUCAGCUUUAAAGUCCUUGUUGAUAAAUCGACUCGUUUCUUUCAGGGGCUCAUUAAGUCACAACAAGAGUGAGGUGAAAAAAAAAAUCCAAAGACCUGACCAAAACCAUUGUAGACCAAUUUCUCUUCGAUUCAUGACGAAAAUAACGUGAACCUAGGCUCUUUAAGUAGCCCAUCCGUGGCGUGCACAUACUUAUGCUGCCUUCAUGUGGUGUCGUAAUUAUGCAAAUCACCACUUGUCCAGUUGCAAAUUAAUGCCCUGUCAAGUCAUAUUUUCGACAGGAAAACUGGGAAUUUAUUUUGACCUUUCAAGAUGGCGAACAGUGAACAAAGAGUUGUGCAUGGAAACAAAACAUUCAUUUUUAAAAGAAGAUUUACGGUCAAUUUGCCCGUUGUUUUGACGCCUGCGUAUUAACAUAGUGUACACUAGGGCUGUGCCAUCUUAGGCACCCCACGAUUCGAUUCGAUUAGGUUUCAGGGGGCUACGAUUCGAUUCUUGAACGAUGAUCACGGUAUUGACGAUGAUCAUGGUUAUCAUGAUUAUCGAUGCAUCGUACAUUACUAAUUAUUAAAGUAGACGAACAAUCUUUUGUCCAUUAUUUAUUUAAAAUAUCCUAAUGAUUCAACAGGAACGAUGGAAACCUGCCCAUACAACAAAAAGCUGCCCUUAAGCUGCUUUUUGAUUUAUUUGUUUUUACAAGAAAGUGCAAAAACAUUAACCAUUUUAAAGAGUUCUGGUUUUUCUCAACAAUACAAUAAAAUUUACACAGGCGGAAUGAAUUCCGCAUUUUCUGGAAACACAGAGUCUUUAGAAAUAAGACUUCAUUUAACCAAUAUACUUUGUUUUCACUGAUUUCUGUACUAAUUCCUCAUGUUUGUAGUGUUACCGCUGUACUUAAUCAUGGUUUUACACGUUCUUCAUAUAAAAUACACGUUAGUGAAUUAGCUAAUUAGCUUAGCGCUCGGCGCUAACUAUUAACACCUCAAAAACAACAACAAUAAAGGCUAAGCAGUACAAGAGGGUUCGUGUAUUUACCUCUUAUAUAUGCACACGGGUCUUGCAACACACUCAGGACAUUUUUCAAUUGACAAUUGACUUGAAAGUACAGCUGGACAUCUGAAAGACAAUGAGCAACUAUCUCUCUUCCCCUCUCGCUCUAAAAAAUAACUGCGGUCGCACAGAAGCGUGACCGCUGGGUCGCACUCCUUUUUCCUGCCUGUCUCAUACACAAAUUUAUUUUCCAGUCUUUUGAAAAGGAGUUACUCUCACUCAGUUACAGACGUUGUUCGUGCCUCCGUUAAAGGUGUCCGGGCGGCAAGAUUUCAUUCCGCUACGAGUGGCUGUCAUAAAGUUAUGUGGGAAAAUCAUCGUUUUUUUAACGCAUGUAAUAAUCGAUUUUUUUGGAACUUCUCUAGUGUACACAUAUAUAAAAUUCUUAUUUUCCAAUUGUUUGCAAUGAUUUUUUAGCUGCAAACACUUGUUGUCGAUGAAUUAAUAGUCCCAAAACAGUUUUGCCCUCGCGACAAACCAAAAUGAAGUCCAUAUCUGCUAUGUUUUUUACUACGACAGAAAAAAAAGCCCAUAAAAAGGGUGCAUUAGUAAUUACCAAUUAGCAUGUGGUAAGAAACAUCUUUCCCAGAGCACGUGAAGGCAGCAAUAUUGCCCCUCUAAUUGAAACAGUUUGGAGAGUAUGCCUAUCUUCCGCAUGCACUAUUAAGCAAUAUAUAGUCAAACCUGUGAGCUUUUAUUCAAUAAGCCUCAUUUAUAUAUUACUGUAUUCUCUUGGAAAAUUCCAGACACCUUUGUACUGUUUCCGCAGUCUGUAGCUAGAGUUCUCUUUCCAUCAUGAGAUCCUUCGUGGCAACUUCAAAAUUUACAAACUUCCUCUGUAAAACUAGUGUAUACAGUAUAGUUGGUGACACCAGUCAAACAGUAACCCGCGACAACUACUGGAAAAUAUUUCAAGUUAAAUGUCUGAAAUGCCUGAACCUAAAUGUUAGGCUGCACUAAACAGAGGUGGGUAGAUUUAGUAGCCAAAAAUGUUACUCACGUAAGAGUAGCGUUACUAAAAAAUAUUACUCAAGUAAAAGUAGUCAACGAAAAAUAUUUACUCAAGUACAAGUAGUCAGUGAAAAAAAUACUAAGGUAAUGAGUAACUGCCUAAAAUGUCUGAUUUUAUUUUUUAACGGUAUAUUUUGUUUCUCUGCGCAAAAUCAUCUAUAUGAAGUAUUAUCAUAAUAUACUAUAACCUAUUACAUGACUAUGUUAGACAAAAAAAAAAACAA
Corythoichthys intestinalis (scribbled pipefish) is the source of this 6297-nucleotide messenger RNA. RefSeq names its product zinc finger, SWIM-type containing 5 (gene zswim5). Gene Ontology annotation, cellular component: Cul2-RING ubiquitin ligase complex. The transcript is spliced from 16 exons. Lineage: Eukaryota; Metazoa; Chordata; Actinopteri; Syngnathiformes; Syngnathidae. The record is from RefSeq and is a predicted model, not a curated record. Bases 43 to 3519 code for a protein of 1158 amino acids.